Messenger RNA from Penicillium olsonii, 840 nucleotides. The record is from the annotation of a GenBank genome assembly. NCBI's taxonomy places the organism in Eukaryota, Fungi, Ascomycota, Eurotiomycetes, Eurotiales, Aspergillaceae.
AUGGCUCCACCAACCGACCGGAAAGAGAUCAUCGCCCGCCUACGCAGCCAAAUUCAAGAACGAAAGCCAAUCGUUGGCGCAGGAGCAGGCAUCGGGCUCUCCGCCAAGUCCGUCGAAAGCGGAGGCGGCGAUCUCAUCGUGAUCUACAACAGUGGCCGAUUCCGCAUGGCCGGCUGUGGCAGUCUAGCCGGACUGAUGCCCUACAGCAACGCCAAUGACGUCGUGGUUGAAAUGGCCGCCGAAGUAAUCCCCAUCGUGAAGAACACGCCCGUCAUCGCGGGCGUGUGCGGCACAGACCCAUUCAGACUGAUGCCGCAAUUCCUCAGCCAGUUGCAGGGCCUGGGCUUCGCGGGUGUGCAGAAUUUCCCGACGGUCGGACUCAUUGAUGGGACUUUUAGGGCGAAUUUGGAGGAGACGGGAAUGGGCUUUGGUAAGGAGGUUGAGAUGAUUCGGUGUGCGGCGGAGUUGGGGCUUCUUACGACGCCGUAUGUUUUUAAUGCUGAGGAUGCGGUUGCGAUGACGAAGGCCGGGGCUGAUGUGCUUGUGGCGCAUAUGGGAUUGACGACUUCUGGGGCUAUUGGUGCUAAGACUGGAAAGUCGCUCGAGGACUGUGUUGGGGAGGUUCAGGCGAUCAGAGAUGCGGCUGUCAAGAUCAAUCCGGAUAUCAUUGUCCUUUGUCACGGUGGUCCGAUUGCUGCGCCGGGGGAUGCGAAGUUCAUGUUCGAGAGAGUACGGGGGCUGCAUGGGUUCUAUGGGGCAAGCUCUAUGGAGAGACUUCCUGUCGAGACGGCGAUUACAGGCAUUACGGAGGAGUUCAAGGAACUGAAGAUUCCUCAGUAG